GCAUCAAACUUCUCAUGCAGACUCAUGGUGUACGGGUCGGGCAAGAGAGUGCUAAGAAGGCAAUGAGUUUCAUUGAGGCUAUAACAGUUAUAGCAAAGGAAGAAGGCAUUAAAGGUUACUGGAAGGGAAACCUCCCCCAGGUGAUUCGGGUUGUUCCUUAUAGUGCUGUCCAGCUUUUUGCAUAUGAAAUUUACAAGAAAAUAUUCAGGGGACAGAAUGGUGAGCUCUCUGUUGUGGCAAGACUUACAGCAGGUGCUUUUGCUGGCAUGACAUCCACUUUUAUAACUUACCCAUUAGAUGUCCUGAGAUUGCGAUUAGCUGUUGAACCUGGUUAUCGAACUAUGUCACAGGUUGCCCUGGGCAUGAUAAGGGAGGAAGGAAUUGCAUCUUUCUACAGGGGCCUUGGGCCUUCGCUUAUUGCAAUAGCUCCGUAUAUUGCAGCAAACUUUUGUGUUUUUGACCUAUUGAAGAAGUCAUUGCCCGAGAAAUAUCAAAAGAGAACCGAAACAUCAAUACUCACUGCCUUGCUUUCGGCCUCGCUUGCCACACUUACAUGCUAUCCUUUGGACACUGUGCGAAGACAAAUGCAAUUGAAGGGUACGCCUUAUACAACGGUAUUAGAGGCCCUUUCAGGUAUUGUGGCACGAGAUGGAGUUGUCGGCUUAUAUCGGGGAUUUCUGCCUAAUGCUCUAAAAACCCUACCAAACAGCAGCAUCAAGCUUACCACAUAUGACCUUGUUAAGCGCCUAAUUGCUGCUAGUGAGAAAGAGUUUCAAACAAUUACAGAGGAAAACCGCAACAAACAACAGAACAUCAACAGUCAAGGAUAAUGAAACUAUUUUUCAGUGUUUUCAGCCAUUCUUUUGCUGAGUUUAAGUUUGAUGCACUAGCAGUGUAAAACAUUUUACACAGUCGUGCGAUCACAUCCGUUCUUUUGAAUGAUCAUUCACGCGGUCAAUGUGAAAGGUAGUUAUUUUUACUCAUGUGGCAUUACGUAAUUGGAUGCACAUGUAAAACUGUUUUACACUGACAGUACAUCAAAAUUAAAUUCUUCUUUUGCUACCUGAAAACAUUUCUGAGACUUCCUUUGGCCUAACUUCCACCAGUAUUCACAAUCAUACACCAGCCAAUGUUUCUGUAUAUGUUGGCCGAGAAUUUUGUAGAAUAUAGAAGUUUCUCUAGGUGCGCUGUAAAUGCAAUAUUCUUUUGAUGAAUUAAUUAUUAGCUAUGAUUUUUUCGGGAUGUUAA
Molecule: messenger RNA, 1248 nt
Organism: Arachis duranensis
Lineage: Eukaryota; Viridiplantae; Streptophyta; Magnoliopsida; Fabales; Fabaceae
Product: thylakoid ADP,ATP carrier protein, chloroplastic
Exons: 10
Coding region: 15-830 (271 amino acids)
Biological process (GO): transmembrane transport
Cellular component (GO): thylakoid membrane
Molecular function (GO): ATP transmembrane transporter activity
Source: RefSeq, a predicted model, not a curated record